CGCACCAUGAGUCUUAGCUGGGCAGGCAAGCCGCUGCCGCGCUGGGGGCUGCCUCUCGGCGGCGCCGCGCUGCUCCUGCUGCUCCUUCCGGCGGCCGCCGCGCAGGAACCUUCCGGAGCGGCUUGCUCUCAGAACACAAACAGAACCUGUGAGGAGUGCCUGAAGAAUGUCUCCUGUCUCUGGUGCAACACUAAUAAGGCGUGCCUGGACUACCCAGUUACAAAAAUCUUGCCACCUGGUUCUCUUUGUAAACUGAGUUCUGCACGCUGGGGUGUCUGCUGGGUGAACUUCGAGGCGUUGAUCAUCGCCAUGUCGGUGGUGGGGGGAGCCCUCCUUCUGGGCAUUGCCAUCUGCUGCUGCUGCUGCUGCUGCAGGAGGAAGAGGAGUCGGAAGCCAGAUAAAAGUGAUGAGAAGGCUAUGCGGGAGCGGGAAGAGAGGAGGAUACGGCAGGAGGAGAGGAGAGCAGAGAUGAAGACAAGACACGAUGAGAUCAGAAAGAAAUAUGGUUUGUUUAAAGAAGAAAAUCCAUAUGCUAGAUUUGAAAACAACUAAAACACUCCGACAUGUCGAGCAGUUCCAAAGCUUCCUGCAAGGGGCAUACACUCCACUGCCCUCACAGCUCCUGACCUUGACAGGUG
Carlito syrichta (Philippine tarsier) is the source of this 638-nucleotide messenger RNA. RefSeq names its product PTTG1 interacting protein (gene PTTG1IP). The transcript has 6 exons. Gene Ontology annotation, biological process: protein import into nucleus. Gene Ontology annotation, cellular component: cytoplasm; nucleus. The record is from RefSeq and is a predicted model, not a curated record. NCBI's taxonomy places the organism in Eukaryota, Metazoa, Chordata, Mammalia, Primates, Tarsiidae. Bases 7 to 552 code for a protein of 181 amino acids.